Messenger RNA from Trichoderma atroviride IMI 206040, 888 nucleotides. RefSeq lists its product as uncharacterized. The record is from RefSeq and is a predicted model, not a curated record. NCBI's taxonomy places the organism in Eukaryota, Fungi, Ascomycota, Sordariomycetes, Hypocreales, Hypocreaceae.
AUGCUCUACUCAUGUGUCUUGAAAUUGGUCGUGGUUGGUCAUGCUGCUGCAAGGCCUUUGGCUAACUAUGCCCCUGCUUGUCCCACCUGUUUCCCGAUCACCUUUCACGUUGACGCGAGUGCUGAGAAUGCUGUCAUCACCAACUCUACAUCUGAGCAGAAUGCCACGGGUAUCUACGACUUUAUGCAUCUGGAUGUGGGAGCUCUACAGUUCCUUGUUCACGGGGUAACAUAUAAUAAGACCGUCUGGGCCGGAUUGGGAAUUUCUGGGAGAUAUAACUGGCAUGGGUAUGCUACUAAUGCUGGUUAUGAUACUCUGGCUAUCGAUUGUCUCGGCCACCGUCAGGAUCCUCAACAUCCCGAUCCUUUGAGCGUGGUUCAGGGCCCCCUCCAUGUUGAUAUUAUGCAUCAAAUCAUCAGCCGUAUCCGAAGUGGGCUCAUUGAAGAACUUUUACAUGCCAGUGAGACCAUCAUCUACGUCGGCCACUCUUAUGGAUCGGGUUUCGGCAAUCUCCUGUCUAUCAAGCACCCGGAGGACAUUGACGCCUAUGUCCUAACUGGCUUCUCUGCAACCUUGAUGCCGUCGUAUUCAUUCUUUAGCGACCUUUUUUCCGCAGCAGAUGUUUCAGCCCGGUUCGAAAAUUAUGUUUCAGGCUACCUCACAAGACGCACUAUCGACGGCCGCAGAGCUAUCUCUUACGCUGGCGCCUAUGACCGGUCUAUUGUCCCCCACGACUUCGCUGGGCGAGACAUUGUUUCAGUGGAGGAAUUAUUCUCUCCUGGUCUCUUCACUGUGGUCUCCAAUUAUACCGACCCUGUGUUUGUCGCGACUAGAGAUCUUGACAAAUUUUACUAUGCCGGAGCCCGGUUCAAUGCCAAAAGAUUUUAA